AUGGAAUCACUGGAAUUGUGUAGUCAUAUCUCAAUAACACCGCAGAUGAUAAUUGAAGCUGUAAAAAGACUUCAACUACUUAAAAUUUAUGUUCCAUCAAAUCUUAUUAGUGAAUAUUUACGUCAUUCCUAUCCAGUUAAAAGUAAUAUAAAAACGUUUAAUGAAGAAUUAAGAAAAAAAUUAAAUUGUGCUGUACGUGUUGGAUUAAUACUAAAACAUGGAGAAGAUUCUUAUUACUUACCUACUUUAAGACAAGAAGCAAAUACACUCAAAACAGCAUUUACUGCAUUUUGGGAAAUAUAUAAAAACUGGUCUAAAUUCCAUAUUUCACAAACCAAAAAUCAAAAUAGAAAUCAUUCUACAUUUAAAAAACGAACCAAUUACAAAUAA
Molecule: messenger RNA, 390 nt
Organism: Apis laboriosa (Himalayan honeybee)
Lineage: Eukaryota; Metazoa; Arthropoda; Insecta; Hymenoptera; Apidae
Exons: 4
Coding region: 1-390 (129 amino acids)
Source: RefSeq, a predicted model, not a curated record